Lampris incognitus (smalleye Pacific opah) is the source of this 7493-nucleotide messenger RNA. It is a transcript of the gene zmym4.1, whose product is annotated as zinc finger MYM-type containing 4, tandem duplicate 1. Gene Ontology annotation, molecular function: zinc ion binding. The record is from RefSeq and is a predicted model, not a curated record. The transcript has 28 exons. Lineage: Eukaryota; Metazoa; Chordata; Actinopteri; Lampriformes; Lampridae. The coding region runs from base 122 to 5224 and encodes 1700 amino acids.
UGGCGCGAUCGUUUUCUCUGCAGGGCACCGAAUAACCUAGGAAGACAAGCUAGUAUAAAACAAAGUUUGAUUGCAAGCGUUAUGGUCGCGUAACAAAGUUGUCGGCCGAUGUCAACAAGCCAUGGAUGAAUCCGAGGAACCGACCCAUGCAAAGGUUAAUGAGGAAACAAGCCAAGAACUUGAUGGAACCACCCAGGAAGUUGGUGCAUUAAAGGAGACAGACUCCGGAACUUAUUUUAGAGAUUCUAGGGCAAAGACCAAAUUUGGAGAGGGGGGUAACUCUGGCAUUGUUGCAGUUUCAUCUCCUUGCCCUUCCUCGAGUAUGACUGCGCCAGCAGCAGAUGAAAGUUGGGCUGAAGUGGUUGAUGCGCACAGACCUAGAUCAUCUCCAAGUCUAGGUCUCUCGGAGGACAAUGUUUCCAUGAUAGAGACAGUUCGUGUGGUUUUAUCCCCAUGUGCGGGUGAGGCGGGCAGCACCACUGAGUGUGAACAGGAGGGUGAUGUAGAGGUAGAAAUUGAAGGCACUGAUGAUGCAUUAAUAAAUGAGAAAGGUGCUGAUGGAGUGUUAAGGGAGGUGGAGGGCUACAGAACAGAGGUGACGUCUGGGAGAAGUGCCGUUUUUGAGGACUCAAACACUGAAACUGCUACUGGCAGCAUCUCGGGGACAACAGACACCUGUGAUCCUGAUGAGGAGAUGGACGCUGAUGCAAGGGUGAGAAAUAAAGAAGCUGAUGACUCAAAAAAGGGCCCUACAGCCACACCUAUGAUGCAGGCUAUCAAUUAUGAGCCAGAGGAGGGGGCACAUAACUUAAUUAUUUUUAAGGGCAAUGCCACCACUACGAACACGGGGACGCAAUCCUGCUCGUUAGUGGAUUCUACUGUUGGUGACUUGCGGGGCGAGCAUGGAAAACCUGCUCAGUGGAACGUUGCUUCUAACACAGUUGAUUUGAACAGCAAGCUGGGGCAAACCAAUGCAAAUGACCUGGACGAAAUGAUGGACAUUGGGACUUUGGACCAGAUGGAACAAGAAGCCCAGAUGGAGGGAGAGCAACAGAAGCAGACAACAGACAUAGACAUGAGUAGUUCUAGUUUGCUCUCCGACACCACUACAGUCUCUGGGACACGGGAUGGAAAAUCCCUUGUUCCGCCUGACAGUGAUGAGAAACCCCAUAACCUACCAAAGCCCAUGGAGGAGGACCCAAUAGAGGACACCAAAGUGCCAGUAGAUUUGCUGCUGCACAGCUCAACCACCCCAAGUGAAGCUACAGCCAGCACAGGAACAGAUCUGAUGAAUGAGACGAAAGUAGUCAGGCUAUCGCUACCAAAAUCUGACAGUGAGUGUUCGGGGCUUUCAGCCCCGACAUCCCAGAGGUCGUCAUCUACGUCUGGCACAGGCAAACGAUGCCUCUCUCCUCUUCCAGUCAAGGUGAAGGAUGAGCCCUUGGAUGAAGAGUAUGAGCACGCGCUGACAUCCUCUACAUCCACAGCUGACAUUAAAGACGAGCCUGGCACUGCAGAGGAGGACCUGAAGAUUGGUGUAGUCUUCUCCGUUGGGGGAAAACCUGUCACAGCCAGCUCUGAACCAAUCCCUGCCCCCCCUAAAACAGCUUUGACCACCACAACCUCCAAGGCAGACUCCUCCAACCAAAACCCAGGCCAUUUCCCCCUAAUUCCACCUGGGUUGCGUGUUGCCUGUUCCCACUGCAAGAAGAACCUACUGAAAGGACAGACUGCCUUCCAGAAAAAGGGCUUUCCAGACCUCUUUUGCUCCACCUCCUGUCUCACCACGUCAUCCUGCCAGCCCAAACCAGUCACCAAGUACUGCCACUACUGCCUUAAGUCUAUACUGCGGCCUCAGGAGCUCAUUCUGGCGCCUGUGGACUCUAAGGGCACCAUGAAGGACUUUUGCAGUCAGGCCUGUCUCUCCUCUUUCAACUACAAAAGGAACAUAUCCACCAAGAUACCCAUACAGCCCUCUACCACCAACCCCUCACAAGCCCCAAAGUCCCAUUGCAGCAUGUGCAAGAGAUUCUGCAUUAGCAAACAUGAGGUCAUCCUUAACAGUGCCAUCCACAAGAUGUGCAGUGACCCCUGUUUCAUCCGCUUCCGCGCCAUCAACAACCUGAUGCUGGCCAGCUGUGAGAUCUGCCACUCCUACUGCCUCAAUAAGCCCCUCACCCUCAAAGUGGAGGACGGCACCAAGACCGUGUGCACAGCAGACUGUCUGGCCAAAUUGAAAAAGAAAAUCAAUUCACCCCAACCUUGUGCCCUGUGUCGGGCUUCACGGACAGUUUCAGACAUGAUAGAAAACAAGGACGGUGAGGACAAGGUGGAGCUCUUCUGUAGCAGCAGCUGUGUGCUGGCACAUAAGGUCCAGACUGCCCGUGCAUCAGGUGCUCCCAUGGCUUGUGAUAGCUGUGGAAAGACCACGGUACCAGCUUAUCACCUGGCCAUGUCAGAUACCUCCAUCAGAAACUUCUGCUCUUUGCCCUGUGUCGUAGCUUUCCAGGAGAAGUUCAGUAAGACCCAGAAGAAGGUCAGCAUCACCCCCAAGAUCCCGAUAGCUGCUGCCCCCAUCCCAUCCAUCACCUCUAGAUCCACACAAUCUGAUGCCCCCAAACCCAAGGGAAAACUGCAGUGCUUCCAGUGCUCUCAAUUCAUGACUGCUAAACCUGAAGUCAUCCCUAUCAAGAACAAGGUGGUGUUCGUCUGUGACUCGGCCUGUUCUGAAGAGUAUAGGAAGGCCAACCUGGUAAUGGCUGUGUGUGAAUACUGUAAAUUGGAAAAGGUCACCAAACAAUUCAAGAGGAUCAACCAAAAAGACUAUUACUUUUGCAGUGACGGCUGUGGCCUGCUUCAUAAACAUGACCUGGAUAAGAAGUGGAAGAAAUACUGCCACAGCUGUGCCUACUGCCUCUCCAUCUCUGAGCGGAGGGUAACGGGUUACUACGGUGAUACACUCGAGGAAUUCUGCUCUGAGGACUGCAGGUCCAAGUACACCAUUCUCCUGUGCCAGGUUGCGAAGUGUGAUAGCUGUGGUCACCAGGGGAAACUGGUAGAGACCCUCUCCUUGCCAGGGGAGGUCAAACGCUUCUGUGACAUGCAGUGUCUGCUAAACUUCUGUAGCAACAAGGCUUUAACUCAGGGCCAGGUAUUCGCAAAGGCUGUUACAUCCCCUAGCCCUGCAGGCAUUGCAGAGGCUACCCCGAUCAUUGCUGAUGUUGUCUCACUUGCUAGCACUCUUACUGAGCAGCCCAAUGAUUCCAACAACACAGCCCUGCAAGGUACGGUCCCCAAAGUUUCAAAGAGAAGCUUUCUUCAUGCUGGCACUCAGACGGAUGCAUCCAAGGCCCCUGCUACCACACCCAGAUUGUUGAAAAACAAGGCUCUGCUCUGUAGACCUAUGGUCCAGAACAAGGGGGUCACGUGUAAAACACAGACUGUUGACAGUGAGGCACAGACAGAUGACAAAUUCCCCACAGUUGUAGUCCUGCCCAUCCCAGUGCCAGUGUUUCUCCCACUGCCCAUGAAUAUGUACAGCCAGUUUACCCCCAAGCCCAUGGGACUACCCCUACCGCUGCCUGUGCCCAUGUUCCUCCCUGUGACACUGGACAGCGCUGAGCGCAUCGUCGAGACCAUCCAGGAAAUUAAAGAGAAGAUCCCCUCAGACCCCCUUGAGGCAGACCUCAUCUUAAUGGCUGAGCUGGUUGCCGAGCAAGAUGGGCUGAGUAAGGGGAAGCAAAAGGACAGAGGGUUGGAGAAAGACGUGGACAGGCCCGAAGCCACUGAUGGCCACAACAGUUAUUUCAAUGAGGAUUUUGACACUGAAGACCUGGACAGCUUCCUCAGCAACUGGGAAGACACAUCCUCUGGCACAAGUCUCAAGUCAUCCAAUCGACCAUACGCCCAUGAGAGGCUUCAACCUAUCGUUGACGUUCCUUUGGACAUAUCCAGUGAGCCUUGCUCAGAGCCUACACCUCCAGCCCCACCUCCCUUGGACAUAGAGGCUGACUUCCCUGUUGAGUCCCUGGAAAAAAUGGCCCGGUUUAGAGAGAAGGCCCAACAGUCUCCCAACGCUCCCAGUGCUUCACCCACACCUCCACCCCGACGACGGCAAGCUCACAGGAAGGCCAGGGACAAGAACAAGGGUCGUAGGUCCCAACGGCUGGCUAAAACAGAUGAUGCUGCGACGGGGGCUUCUCAAACGGGCAGUGAUGGCAAUGCUAUGUCCAGGGAACCUCCCAAACUGGAGAGCAAAUAUGGAAUUGACGCCUGGAAGAGAUGGAUCCAGUGGAGGGAGACCCAGCCCAACAUGGAGAAGCUCCGCUUCGGUUCGCGUCCAGUGGAGCUGAAAGAGGACGUGCUUCGCUGCACCACGGCAGAGCUUAGCUGCGGUCUGUGUCGCUUCAUCGCCGAGGUCAGACGGCCCAACAGAGAGCCCUACUCACCAGACAGCUUGUUUUACCUCUGUUUGGGAAUACAACAGCAUCUGUUCGAGAAUGGUCGGUUGGAGAACAUAUUUACUGACCUAUUCUACAGCAAGUUCUCCAUGGAGAUCACAAAGAUACUGACAGAUUUCAAGCCCUCCAUUACCCCGAGUGGCUACAUCCACUCCCGUGUGGAGGAGGAGUACCUGUGGGACUGUAAGCAGUUGGGCGCUUACUCCCCAACUGUCCUCCUCAACACACUACUCUUCUUCUGCUCCAAGUACUUUGGCUUCACCACACUGGAGCAACACUGCCAGCUAACCUUCGCCAAUGUCGUGCGCUGCACUCGGACCAACGCUGACAAUACCAAGAGCUACUUCCUGCGCUUCUACCUGCCAAUAUGCUUGAAGGAGCUUGAAGCUCAAUCUCAAAAUGUUGCAGAUGACAUUCCGGCCAAGAAGCGAAAAGAGGACGAGAAUCAGGAGGUGGUCCUGGAGAUGACAGAGAACAAUGAUAACCCACUCCGCUGUCCAGUCCGACUCUAUGAGUUCUACCUCUCUAAGUGCUCAGAGUCAGUGAAGCAGCGCACCAACCUGUUCUACCUCCAGCCAGAGCGCUCCUGUAUCCCCAACAGCCCCGUGUGGUUCAGCUCCACGCCCCUGGACCAGACCACCAUGGAUGCCAUGCUGACACGCAUCCUCACCAUCCGAGAGAUGCACCUGGGGGAGAAAGAGAGCAAGAAGGUAGUGGACGACCCGCUGUACAUCCCCCAAGUGGAGGAGGAUGAGUCAGAAUGAGGAGGAGAAGGAAGUUGCCUGAGGCUUCUCAACUGAGUUUUGAAAGUGGUCCUUAACAGAUCAUUGUGAAAAAUGAACAUGUCAGACACAGAUUUCGUCAUGCUCCCUUUGUGUUACAUCAGCAGUACACAGGUUGGUUUGAUGUCUUUCUUAAACACACACAUACACAAACAACUGCAACAUACUAAACUGCAAAGACUUCUUUAACCCAGGACGUCAACACAAUCUGAGGAGGAACUGUUGAAACAAACCUGGUGUUUGGCUGAGGGGAAAGGACCAAUGCAAUAGACUCAAAGGUGUUCAGACUGUUUCGUUCUUCUUUGUGACGUACUGUGCAAUUAGAGUUCUUCAGCGGCACCAGGUCCGCGGUGUGGUCGCUCGUGUGGAAGAGUGCCCGUCUGAUGAAAACUUGUCUUCACAAAUCUGUUUACCUCCCUGCUGAAAAGAGUUCGGUUACUUUUGUUUUCAGUUGACAUUAUUAAUAUAACCGUUAAAAUGCUGUUCCAGAAAGUUUCUCGCUUGCCGUGCAGGAAAUUAAAACGAAAAAUGUUGAGGAAGAGGGCGCAGAAACGGUCGUUGAGCGUAUAACAUGUCAAGUCUGGUUUCAUUCUGUGUUGGAUGCUUAAGGUCUGGUUGAAUGUUUAUGAUUGCAGACAAGACUCAGGAUUUGUUGUGUUUUUUACAUUUAGUUCCCUUUUACCUAAUUACUCCAUGGAAUGUGUGUAUAUAUAUGUAUAUAUAUAUAUAUAUACACACAUACACACACACACACUGGGAUUGUUGGUCAUUUGCCUACUAAAAUUAGUGUAAGGGAGGAUCUGGUAGUUUAGAAUAUUUUUUUUGAUUUUGAUAUACUUUACUUGAUAUACCCGUAGGGACAUUGUCCUCUGCAUUCAACCCGUCCUAGCUGUGUAGCUAGGAGCAGUGGGCAGCCGCCGUACAGCACCCGGGGACCACCUCCAGUUCCCAGUUCUUCUUGCCAUGCCUUGCUCAGGGGCACAGACAGGAGUGUUAACCUAGCAUACAUGUCUUUUUUUUUUUCUUUUUUUUUUUAUGGUGGGGGAAACCGGAGCGCCCGGAGAAAACCCACUGCAGAAUAUGAUACCUUUUUGCAUUGAACGUUUAUAUUUCAGACUCCAACUUGACAAAUUGACUCUCGAUUGUUCAUAGAAAACGUUUGAGCCAAAAAGUUGUUUAAUUUUUUUAUUUUUUACUAUCGAAACCUACGUGUUAUCUGACACAGUAAACCAGUUUAUCUGAGACAUCUCUUGUACCUUUGACUAACGUCCUCCUUUGACGAACAUCCUUUUUUUUUUUGGUAUCCCCCCCCCCCCCCCCCAAAAACGUCCUUUUCUAAUGGCGGCCCCUCAUUUGACCCCUGCUGGUUUGUGUGAAGCGGUUUUGAGGUGCUGGUCUCCGCUUGUGUAUUAACCACGUUUGUCAGAGGAUGGAUGACACGGCUCUCCAAAAAAAUUUUGUAUCAUACUUUUGAAUAAAAGAUGGAAAAAAAAGGUUAUUAAUUGCUGUCAUCUUUCCGGCUAACGGUGAAAUCGCUCUUUGAAAACAAAUGCGCAAUUUUCUUUUGUCUCACCGACAACAUUAAAGAAUAGAAUGAGACAAGUUUAGUCAACAUCCUCCGUGGUUGUACUGAUGCUUUGGGAUGUGGUUUUUAAGUAAUUUUUUUUUCUCUCUCUCUCUCUCCCCAAUUGUUACCUGGCCAAUUACCCCACUCUUAUGAGCCGUCCCGGUCGCUGCUCCACCCCCUCUGCCGAUCCGGGGAGGGCUGCAGACUACCACAUGUCUCCUCCGAUACAUGUGGAGUCACCAGCCGCUUUUCACCUGACACAGGAGUUUCGCCAGGGGGUCCUAGUGUGGGAGGAUCACACUAUCCCCCCCCCCCCCCCCAGUUCCCUCUCCUCCCCAAACAGGCGCCCCAACCGACCAGUGGAGGCGCUAGUGCAACGACCCACAUACCCACAUCCGACUUGCCACCCGCAGACAUGGCCAAUUGUGUCGGUAGGGAUGCCCGACCAAGCCGGAAGUAACACGGGGAUUCGAACCAACGAUUCCUGUGUUGGUAGGCAGCGGAAUAGACCGCUACACUACCCGGACGUUUUUAAGUAAUUUCCAUGGCAUAUCUAUAUUUACUCCGAUUGUGUAAAGCAAAUACAUCCAUAGUAAACGACAAUAAACAGGAAUAAUGCUAACAGGGCUUCAGCUUCUUUAUGUACAUACGUUGGGGAAAUGCUGAUUUGUGGGCUGCUGAGGG